Messenger RNA from Seriola dumerili (greater amberjack), 1692 nucleotides. Its product is annotated as coiled-coil domain-containing protein 177-like. The transcript has a single exon. NCBI's taxonomy places the organism in Eukaryota, Metazoa, Chordata, Actinopteri, Carangiformes, Carangidae. Bases 1 to 1692 code for a protein of 563 amino acids. The record is from RefSeq and is a predicted model, not a curated record.
AUGGCGGAGCCGAGGACCACCCCCCCUGUGGUCCGUUUGGACCUGAACAACUUUGACCUGGCCCAAGCAGAGAGGAGUCGGUAUGUGUUAACCAGUCCGCGCUCCCUGGAGUCCUGCGCGCGGCUCGGUAUCAAACCUGUUCAACUUCUGAUUAAAUCACUAAACGAGUUGAUUGCUGAACAGAAGGACUCGCCCUUUGAGGCGGUGAGAGUUAUGCAUGAAUCCUACGAAAGGGAGAGAAUGAAGCUUCUACAAAUGUGCCGAGAGGAAAGGGAGAGGAUUAUCCAGGCGACAGGGGACAGGUGGCCGGCCAGAAACAAAGUCUCAGGCCUGGAAGCCAAACUGAAGGAUCAUUCAGUGCAGAGACAGUCCAUACCAUAUGCAGAUCUGUGCCUUCAAGGGAAACCUGCUAGCAUGUCCUCCUGUUCUGCUGCUAGUCACAAAGACCCAGACAGGAGCACGGUCUGCAGCUUCAGUCUGGGAGAGCUCACACAGUCCUCAGCUACUGAGAGGAAACUGGACAAGCUCACCAAGGACAUCAAGAAGGAGAUGUGUGUCACAGUGUCAGAGAGAGACCGCAAGAUAGCAGCUCUCAUGCUCGUGAAGCACCAGGAGGAGCAGACUCGCCUCAAGCUCUGUCAGCAGGAGGAAGAGCAACGAGAGGAGGCCCGAAAACAGGAGGAGGACCAGCGGGCUCAGGCAGAGAAAAGGAGGAGGAAACGACUGAAACAGAGUAUGAAGCACUGGCAUGAGGAGCUGGAGGCCCGCAGGAGGCUGAGGGAGCAUCAAGAGAAAGAGAAAGCGGGACAACUCAAGCAGGAGGUGCUGCUGCAAGAAGACCGCUGGAGGAGGCUGAAAGAGGAGGUGGAGGCACAGCGCAGAGAGAAGAUGGAAGCUGCACAGAAAGAGGCAGAGGGGCGCAAACGCUACCAGGAGAAGCUGCUGAGAGAGAGGCAGGAGGUGCAGAGAAGGGAGCAAGAGAAGGAGAGAGAGGUAGCAGUGGAGAAGGAGCAGAAGGCCAGGAGGAGCAAAGUGCUGCUGGAGAGGAAGGAGAGGAAGAGGCUGCAGGAGGAAAACCACAGGGAGCUUCUACGACACAUCCUGCUGAAACAGCAGGUGGAGCAGCAGGUGGAGGACGAGGAGGCACAGAUGAAGAGCACCCUUGAGAAGAAGCUGCAGCACUCCUGUGAGAAGCGUGCCCAGGCAGUAGAGGAUCGGAUGAGGGAGCUGCAUGAGCGGGGGGCCCGGGAGGGGGAGCAGAUUCAGAGAGCGCAGCUGAAGGCCGAGCUGCAGAGCGUCCAGCAGCUCACACACAAACAGAUGCUGGUCCAGCUGAGCCAGCGUCGCAUGGAGAGAGCCGCCCUGAACGCCUCGGCCCAGCUCAGGAACAGGGUUCAGCAGACACAUCAACGCAACACACACAGGCAGAUCUGCCACCAGAGGCUCAGAGAGAGGAUGCAGAGAGAGGAGGAAGAAUUGAGGAAGGUCCGCGAGAGCUGCAUCUUCAUGAAGGAGUGGAGGAGGGAGAGGCUGCGGAGACAGCGAGAGAGAAUACAGGAGGAGGCGCAGACGCUGGCUCGGGCCUCCUUUCACAUGAGGGAGAGAGUGAGACAGCAGAUACACAGACGAACCUUUGAUCAGAUGGCUCUGGAGGCUCAGCUGGCUGCCUCCAUGAUACGCAUGAAACUAUGA